Molecule: messenger RNA, 6248 nt
Organism: Toxotes jaculatrix (banded archerfish)
Lineage: Eukaryota; Metazoa; Chordata; Actinopteri; Toxotidae
Exons: 23
Coding region: 216-5540 (1774 amino acids)
Source: RefSeq, a predicted model, not a curated record
GCACAGGCAGUCAGCCGCCUGCUUGAAUGGACGCUACAUGGCGGAGCUAGGCGGCGAGCAGACGCGGUCCAUCCGGUCCUGUUUCCCAGCAUUGUAAAAGUUCUGUGUCUUUUAGCUCUAUGUCUCCGGGUUCAGAGUUGAAAGGGACAGUUUAACUUUAACGCUACAAGGGUGGAAACUGCUGUGUGAAAUGAUCCGCGAGUGAGGAACUCGAGAUGAGCCGACGCACAACAGACGCCCAGGGGUCGGUGCAGGAGUGUGUCCCCUCCCCGCUGCUGCAGCUGCCUGCGGAUCAUGUGCUCAGCUCUGGAGCUGUGUUGUUCCCCGGUGCUUUUGAUCAACAUGGCUGCCCCUUGGUCGUGUUCCCGGUGGACGGACAAGCCAAACUCUCCUCAGAACUCAGCAAAGCAGAAGUGGUGGACUUCAUAAAUUACUUUCUGUGUCUGCACAAUAAGAAGCAGGAGAAGGAGAGCUUGGUGACGGCGGUGGCUGACCUGAGGCAGGCCUCGCUCCCUACGAUCAGGUUCAUCGCUGAGACUCUGCUUCUGCUCGAGCUGGACAAGCGGACAGUCCACAGUGUUUACAUAAUCCAGCCCAAAAAGAAGGAUGGUGUCAAGCUUCUGCUGAAGCUCCUAACUCCAGCGAAGUCUCACGCUGCCUCGUUCAAGAAAGUCCUCUUGAAAGAAGUUUCAGAGCUCUCCAACUACAUCGACCGCAGCCAGCUGAUGGCGUCGCUGGGCGGUUACCUCAUUUACUGUCACCAGAGCUGGGUCGCCUUCAUUAAGGAGAUCGAUGCGUUUGUGCAGGAGUUCCUGUCCGUGGUCCAGCGGCUGCCCUCAUCCAUCUCCACCCUGCAGGCUCUGUCCAGGCUGCCGCUGCCCACCACCUUCGAAGAGCUCCAGCGCUUCUGCUCCACCAACGAGGCCAAGUUCCAGCAGCUCAGGAGGGAGCUGGGGCUGGAUGAGCUGCUGAGGCACUGUGAGAGUGUGGUGGAGAAGCUGCGUUACCCUGAGAAGGAGCCCUGCUACCAGGCGAUGGCGGGCACCGCCCUCUUCACCCACACCACCUUCGAUAUGCUCCAGAACCACAGCAGAAUAACUGCAGCUGUGGAGAAAGUGGAGCUGCUGUGGCAGCAGACCUUUUCUCAGGCCCGUCUGCAGCUGCAGGUGUUCCAGCUGCGAGAAGAUGCACUGCAGAUCACAGACCAGAUCGAAGCCUUUCUUCAAGAGAAGCUCCAGCCGUACAAAAUAGAGAUCGCCAAGGACGCUGCAAAGGCGCAGAUGCUGGUGUCUCACUUUGAGGCGUCCAUUCACACUCCUGCCGUGGCUCUUGUUCGCUGUGCUGAGGACGUGAUCCACACGUUAGCAGAGAUCCUGCGGGUUGACAGUCAGAUCAGGGAGCACUGGGUUCCUGAUCUGGAGAGACUGAAGGAGAAACUCCACUCUGCGGUGCACUUCAUUCUCCAAACCCUCAGAGCAGUGUCCAACUACCAUCGCUACUUCAACAAGGCUAACACCUGGUACAGCCUGGUUCUCUGUGAGAACUUCCUCCAGGAGCUGCUGUCGGGUGUUCACGCAGACGGUGUCCCCCCACAGCAGCAGAGGAGGAAGUGGGGGACGAUCCCCGCGUGGAGGCACAAACUCUCCACUUUCCUAAAGAAGAAUCCCCCGCCAGAUAUGGAGGAGCUGCUUCAUCUGGCUCAUCUGUCUAAAGUCGUCCCAGAUGAUGUGAUCCAGAAGGAGGGACAGCAGAUGUCUCAGCGGUGCAUGACCCUGAGGAAACUUCUGAUCUCUUCGGGCCCCGUGGCUGUGGGUCACCUUCAGCUGGCUUUACAGUGGCAGUAUGAGCUGUUGCGGAGCGGUCGUGUCGAUCAGUCCUCUGCCGACGGUGCUGCACACAGAACCACCACGGAUGUUCAAGACAGCCCUUCAGAGUCCAACCUGACUAAAUGUGAAAGUGGUAAGGAAGCGGUACCUGUUCUUGGAACGUCUCCUUCUGCUGCAGUUCCUGGGAUGGUGUCCGCUGAGGGAAAACCCCCCUCUCUCAGCUCAUUCGACUCGGGCUUUGAUGGAGCUGGGAGCAGCCAGCUGGAGGCCUGGGGAGGGAGGGAAGGCGUGGAAGGUCUGUCUAGAUUACCUGCGCCCAGGGACUCUGUGAGACCUGCCACGACUCAUCCUCAAAUCCACGAAGAGAAUAUCUCCAGUGUUUCCGAUCCCGAGGAUCACAGGGAGGAGUUUGACCUUGGCUCUGUGGGGGAGUCCUCCAGAGCCAGCAUCCAGAUCAUCCCUAAAGUAACCAAGGAUUCCCUCAACUUUGAGAUCAAAGUGAAGCGCUCAGCCGCGCUGCCUAAUAAUCCUUGGCUCAGCUUGCCGGUAGACGAUCUGGAAAACUCGUACACUGUCACCAUCACGCGCAGUCCCACGCCACAGAGGACAGAUCUGCAAUUCAACAGUCCCUCAGACACCAACGCCAACCACUCCAGCAGGUCUCGAGGUCAGCCCACAAAGGCCGAGGUGUCGAGCAGCGUUCAGCCCAGUGGGCCACACAGCAGUGACUGGAUACCACAUUCACAAAGCAGCUUUGAGGAUCCUGAGUUAAGUCCCAUCCGCAACAUACUCUCCAGCACUAUUACAGACGGAAGAGACGUGUCCAGCUGCACCACGGAGGGGAUUCCUACUCUGCUCUGGGAUUCUUAUGACCUCCAUGACCAGACUCGGGAAGCUGUGGAUGGUUUGAUUGGUAUCUCCCAAAAGGACUGGGAUGAGAAGGAGCAGGAGGGUUUGAGGGAGGUGGAGAAGAUGCUAGGCAGAACUGAUGAAAUACUGGAGGAAGAAGAAAACGUCCUGGCUCAGGAGGCUGUGCUGGACGCCCUGCUGAGGUCAGAGGACAGGCACAAUCAGUGGCCACCGUGGGACAGUGAGCAUGGAGUGAUGUCAUCCAGUGAGUUGGCUGAAGCUGGUGUUCUUGGCCUUGAAGACAACCUUGACCCUUCAGAAUACGACAACCUCAGUGAACCCAGAUCAACUGGAUCUGCAAGUGAAACUAAGGCUUCUGAAGAUGACGGGCCCUGCACUGAAGCUGCAACAGAAGGAGAGACCGCAGCAGUUCAUCACAGCAGACCGGACCUGCUGACCGAGCUAAGGACGGUCCACAUUCUGGACGAGCUGAUCAUGGAGGAGAAACUGAAGAUCCAUGAGCUCCGGCAGUGUGAAGAAGUCCCCGACAAAGAACUCUCUGGGAACAAACCUUCAGACGCAAACAGAUCAUCAAGUACGGGCAAAGAGAGGGAGGCUUUCAGGCUACAGCUGGAAAAGGAGAAAAGGGAGGUGGAGAACCUUGAGAAGAGUUUGGACAAAGCUCUUAAAGUGAAGAAGCACAAGGACGGAGCUCGAAAGGUUGUGACGUGUUCCAUAAUGGACAAGGCUAGAAUGGAGAGUGAGGAGGACCGAGCUCUGUGUGAAGAGCUUUUAUCAGAGGGCUGUAACAGACCUCAGAGAACACGUUCCCCUUCUUUGGACCAGAAUGAGGAUACAUGUAAGACUGAAAAUAUUCAAGCAGAUCUGGUCCCUGGUGUUCCUGAAGAGGCUCCACCACAUGACAGCGAGCCUCAGUGUCCAGAGCUGACUUACUCUGAGGCUGAUCCAUCUGGAUGUAAUAGAAGUACCUUCAAUAAUAUCUCUGAUUUGAGGCAACCUGCUGAAGAGUCGGGAAUCCGACCUCAGGAAUGUGUUUAUGGGGAAGAAUUAGACAGAUCUGGGGAAAAUGCUAACAUAUGCAAACCAGAAGCUUCUUUAACCCCUGGAAUGAGGCUGGAUGAUCAAGUAUUUGACUCGGGAGGAAACUCACUCCUUCCUCCUGUGCCAAUGCCAAGAAAAGCUUCACUUCCUGUGAACGACAACAACCUUACAGAACACGAAAGUCCUCAUUCCACAGAGCGGCUGAAUUCAGCUCCGUCGUUAUUAGGUCAAGAUCCUGGUUUUGUGCAACUUGAAGAUGAAUCGCUUGAAGCGGCGCCAGAGAAUGUGACUCCAGCCGUCAGUCACAACCUUCUCAAUCCCCACGUAAAGGAACACAGCAGCAGCAAUAACAACAACAAUAACAACCCAGAGAAAUGCAGGCUGUCAUCAGACCAGUCAUCUGAUGCAACCUUUAAAACUGAAGAGGAUGGAUCAGGGGAACCUGCAUGUUUACUACACACAGAUUCACACCCAGCAGAGGAAAUCCAGACUUUAUCUCCUGCACAUGAGUUAGCACCUCAGCUGGCUCCUGACCAGCCUCUGGAGUUUGACCCUGGUAGAGGAGAUGAGCUGAAUGAAGACUUGCCUGAUGGACCCCUGAGCUCUGAGGUCUUGAGGAUAUCUGGCUCCAGGUCACCUGGGAUUCAGGCCCAGCUCAACAUCAACACCACAGAGAUGAUGGAUUUUAAGACACCCAUAGUAUUGGACACUGGGUCUGGUUUGAUGAAAGCAGGAUUUUCAGAUCAGGACUAUCCAAACAUUAUAUUCCCAACAAUAAUUGGAAUGCCAAAAUAUGAGGAAAUCAUGAAUGGUAACCUUGAAAGAGAGACCUACAUCGGACAUGAGGCUCAACACAUGAGAGGGGUCCUGGCUCUGAAGCAUCCCAUAAAGAACGGGAUCGUUCGGAACUGGGAUGAAAUGGAAAAGAUUUGGCAUCACACGUUCCAGCAGCUGGGUGUGGAUCCAGAGGAUCACCCUGUUCUGCUGACGGAGGCAGCCAUGAACCCCACAGCCAACCGGCAGCGCAUGGUGGAGAUCAUGUUCGAGUGUUUCAGCGUUCCCCUCACCUACGUGGCCAUGCAGGCAGUGCUGGCACUUUACGCUGCAGGCAGAUCCACUGGAGUGGUGUUUGACUCUGGAGAUGGAGUGAGCCACAGUGUGCCUGUAUUUGAGGGAUACUCUCUGCCUCACGCAGUGCAGCGCUUCCCUCUGGCUGGUGUGGAUGUUACAAUGCAGCUUAAAAAGCUUCUGCAGGAACAGGGGGUGAGCAUGCGCACCACAGCGGAGAUGGAGAUAGUGAGGGAGAUGAAGGAGAAGUGCUGCUGUGUGGCUCUCAACUACGAGGCCGAGCUCACUCAGGGGGGAGCUCCCUGCAGGGAGAUGCAUUACACCAUGCCAGACGGGCAGAUGGUCACCCUCACCACAGAGCGCUUCAGGGCCCCUGAGAUUCUGUUUAAGCCGGAGCUGAUUGGACAUGAACAUUACGGGAUGCACGAGAGCGUUUUCAAGUCAGUCCUCAGCUCGGACAUCGACCUGCGGCGCUGCUUACUGGGAAACAUUGUACUGUCAGGAGGGAACACUCUGCUGCCUGGCCUUCCUGAGCGGCUCCAGGCUGAAAUCAAAGGCCUGGCACCAGCUGACACGGGGGAGGCUGUUCGCGUCACCAGCCCCAAAGACAGAGACUUCUCAGUGUGGAGCGGAGGAGCAGUGCUGGCCAACCUGCCCACCUUCAGCUCCGCGUGGAUCAGGCGGGAAGAAUACGAGGAGUUCGGCCCUCAAAUCGUCUUCAGGAAGUGUUUCUGAGACAGACCGCUGUAAAGUCUGUGUAACGUACCACUUAAAUGAAUUGAAACCAAGUGCAAUAUACACAUAUCUCUCAUGCAGUGCCAUGGGUUUGUCUGAGCCAUUUGAACCUCUUUUAUGUGUCUCAUGUAUGGAGUCAGUUUUACCCUUGUCAUCAGUGUGGAUCUUGACCUGUGUGCUCAGAUUUGACUCCAGCGGGUCCCUGUUCACCUGCUGCUUGCUUUAUGCCUUAAUCUGUUGAGAUCCACCUAUAUGGCAAGGGUGAAACUGACCUUAUCGCACCUCAAGAACCUUUUAACUGUCUUAACUUUCCCAUUCUGGGGAAUGUAUUUCUGUGUCCUGAGAAUUGAGAGUGUAAAUAUUAUUGUCUGUGGUUAAGGGACUAGAAUUGAAGCUGGCCUUUGAUUAACCGAUGUCUGCCCACUUUGUUUUCAGAGUGAGCAGUCGAGGGACACGUGGAGGAAACUCACUGUGCUGACUCCAAAUUUAAAUAUUCAUCUAAUAUCAAAUAACUGUAUUUAUACAACAAUUUAAAGUAAAUUUGGUAUAAGAAAUGAGAUUUUUAUGUGUUAGACAUGGUGAAAGUUGCGUUCAUUUUUAAACGUCCAACUGGAUUUUUUUUUUUUUAUUAUAACAGCACUGACUGAUCUUAAUGACGGGGCAUUAAGGACACUGUUCAGGAAAAAAAAAGAGCGUCAUUUUAGGACU